UUAUUUGAAACUCGUUAGUCAAUCCUCCUUCAGAAAUUGAGUGAUAGAUCACCAUCCUGUAGCUUUAAUUUUCAGUCAAUAGCGUAAACUUACCAAACCAAAUCAUGCCCUUUAACUUUAAAAAUGAUGAAGUCGUGUUACUUUUUUUCUGCAGAUGGAUGUUGGAUAUACUACUGUUCCUUGUAUACUAGGAAGGAGGGAGAACUUGGAUUUCUUUCUGGCAAGACUAUUGAGCCUCAUCACAAAUAACUUUCUUAGAGUGGCAUCUUUAACAAUUUUCUUGACUAUAAGAAAAGUAAAAUACGAGAUCACGCUCCUAACUUGUCUAAGGAAAGGGCAAGGUAAGUGAAGAUGAAUGUAUUCAAAUUCCUAAAUAUGUUUACAACUGAGAAUCUUUGAUCUCUUCAGUCAUUCAUGUUACUAUAACAAAAGUAGAAACUUACGCUUAACAAUCUGUUACUGCUACUGCUUUUAGGAGAAUAGUUUUUUCUCCCAAACCGACCUGUUUUAAAUAGGGUAAUGUAUAUUUUAUAUUAUCCAAACCUAUCGAAAUACUAAAAAUUAGCCAAAUGUUAACUUUCAGUUAACAAUUUUGUUAGUAAUAUUGACUUGGCAACAUGAUACUGACUUGAAAGAGACACAUGAAUGUCAACAUUCCAAAAUUUUAGUAUUUGAACUAAGAAAAGAGUUACAAAAUUAUUAACGAUAACAUAAAAAUGGCUAAUAUUUUGAUAUAUUACAAAAAAAUUGGCUAAUUUAUAAUAUUUUAAUAGAUUUGAAUAAUAAAAAAAAUCUGAACAACGGUAAAAAUAGACAUUACCCUUUUUAAAUAACUAGGAUUGGAAGUAUGACCAAACAAUAAUUUAUUGAUUAGACCAAGACUGAGAAAAUGGAUGAUCAAAUCAAUAGUUUUCAGCCAUUAGCCAUUUUGGCAUUUUCUUCUCUCUCUAAAAAAAGUAGAAAGUCCAACGCGGACACAGAAAAGGACAAAGUCGUUAUAGAAGGAGAAAAAAAACCACCUACUAAAAAGCCCAUCCCCACUCACCCUAUCUUGAGCCCUUUCCCUUCUAAGUUUCAGGCCUGAGAGCUUAUUCGUUAUUUGCACAAAGCUGCGCAACGAGCAAAUUCCGAAACCCAUCCCUGCGACAGGAACUGCAGAGAGCGCGAAGCCGCGAACUUAUCUCGAGCAACCAAAAGGUUCUCUUUUCUCUACUAUCUCCAUGCAACGGCCAACGCGUUAGGGUUUGCUCUUGGUAUCAUGUAGUUGAUUUGAGCUCUCUAAUGGAAUUAUUAGGGUUUUGUUUCUAAAAUGCAAAAGGAUGAGACUUUCGCCAUUCUUUCUACUUUCUCGUAGCCUGAGCUCACCUGGGAACUAAUGGGUUCAUAGAUUAGAAGUUGCCAGUUCGAUAAUUUGUGAUUACUGGUUGAAAUUUGCUUAGUUGAGCAUUAAACCUAAUGGCGGAAGUUCGUCCUCCCUAGAUAGCAAUUUUAUAGGGUGCGAUUGUGCGAGAAUGUUUACAAGUCUGGGUAACUCUCUGAUUCUUGAUAAGAUUGACUCGGUGGUUUUUGGGGGAUGGUGUUUAUUUUUGGUUGAUAGAUGGCACUUCAAGAGAAACUUGAGAAGUUCAAGAAGCAGCAAGAAAAUAUGCACUCGAUGCUAAGCAGCAUUACGCAGAAACCAGGGUCCUCUAAACCACUAUCAACUUCGAAGUCUGUGCCUUAUUCAGCUACACAGCUAGCAGGUGCUAAGGCUCCGGCUCAGCCUGUCAAGUUCUCGAAUGAUACGGAGAGACUUCAGAUUAUAAAUAGCAUUCGAAAGGGGCCUGUGGGAUCUCAGAUCAAGCGUGUUAUAGAGCUUUUGAAAGAUACAAGGCAAGCCUUCACUUCGGAUCAAAUAAAUGAAGCCACAUAUGUGGAUGUGAAAUCCAAUAAGGCUGUCUUUGAGAGUUUGACGAACAAUCUGAAAGUGAACUAUGAUGGGAGGCACUUCUCCUACAAGGCCAAGCAUGACUUGAAGGACAAGAAUCAACUACUGCACUUGAUACGGAAAUUUCCCGAGGGAAUUGCUGUCAUUGAUCUCAAGGAUGCAUACCCUACUGUGAUGGACGACCUACAGGUUCUGAAAGCUGAAGGAAAGAUCUGGCUACUGUCGAACUUUGACUCCCAGGAGGACAUCGCCUAUCCUAAUGAUCCCAGGGUAGUGAUUAAGGUUGAUGACGACCUUAAACAGCUCUUUAGAGGGAUUGAAUUGCCUCGUGACAUGCUCGACAUUGAGAAGGAUCUUCAGAAGAAUGGGAUGAAGCCUGCAACCAACACUGCAAAGAGACGAGCCGCAGCUGAGUUUCAAGGCAUUUCUAGCAAGCCAAAGAUCAAGAAGAAGAAGCAUGAGAUCAGCAAGAGGACUAAGCUCACUAAUGCUCAUCUUAUGCAUCUUUUCCUUGGAAAACCAGAAAGUGAAAACCCUAAUGCUGGCCAAUCCUAGUCUGUAAAUUGCAGAAUCUCUGCUAAAUGAUCCUAGAUUUAUGUGCGUGUUUGGACAUAGCUGGUUCUGCAUGUAAAUAAGACAACCGCCACCCUUGUGGAUUGUUAGUGUUUGACUUUGAUAUAAAAAGUUUCUGUGUUAGUUACUGUGUUUAGCAGGAAUAGAAAAUCGAUUGUAGACUUCUGAUUCCCUAGUUACGAACUUAAGACUAUCCAUAAUUUUACAUCUAUGUAGUGGUUCGUUGAAUGUAUGUAUGUAUUCAGAAGGGUGUGAGUGACCAACCUAAUCCCAGUUAAUUGAGAUUUUCUUUAAUCCAUCUUAAUUAUGAACUUCUUUGAUCAUAUCCGAGCUACUGUUAUCCGAAUAUGAUCUUAUUUCAUGUUUUUACAUGAACUUACUCAAUUUCUGUCACCCAUGAAAGUAUUUUUAACACCGAACAUUAUGGUGAAAUCAGCUCUAUUAAAUUUUUUACAGGGAAUUAUAAUAUAUAUAUAUAUAUAUUAUUUUCAGGAAAAAGUUCGGAUUCUAUACUUUAUUCAAUGUUGCCAGAAACGAAUUGGAGUAUGAAUUGAUAUAACGAAUAAUUCACACUUUGGUGGUCCGAUCAGUAUUAAGCCGUUAAAAACAGUUAAUGAAACGAUGACUAUUAU
This is a messenger RNA of Linum trigynum, 3132 nucleotides long. Lineage: Eukaryota; Viridiplantae; Streptophyta; Magnoliopsida; Malpighiales; Linaceae. The record is from the annotation of a GenBank genome assembly.